Molecule: messenger RNA, 2014 nt
Organism: Marmota flaviventris (yellow-bellied marmot)
Lineage: Eukaryota; Metazoa; Chordata; Mammalia; Rodentia; Sciuridae
Gene: Nop58
Product: NOP58 ribonucleoprotein
Cellular component (GO): small-subunit processome; box C/D methylation guide snoRNP complex
Molecular function (GO): snoRNA binding
Source: RefSeq, a predicted model, not a curated record
GCUUACCUGCGUUCCUCAUGCAGUCCAACGUGGGACGUUUAGCCAGCGUGGUCUGAGUUUUCACGGGAAGGCGUGGACGUUUGUGCUCUAAGCUUCGGCUUAGCGGGCCUUUUUUGGCUGCGAAGUUGGUGGGUCUUUUUGCACUGGUACAAGAGCUCGUGGCGGGCUGCGCGGCGCCCUGACCUGGCCUCACUAUGUUGGUGCUAUUUGAAACGUCGGUUGGCUACGCCAUCUUUAAGGUUCUAAAUGAGAAGAAACUUCAAGAGGUUGAUAGUUUGUGGAAAGAAUUUGAAACUCCAGAGAAAGCAAAUAAAAUAGUAAAGCUAAAGCAUUUUGAGAAAUUUCAGGAUACAGCAGAAGCAUUAGCAGCAUUCACAGCUCUGAUGGAGGGCAAAAUCAAUAAGCAAUUGAAGAAAGUUCUAAAGAAAAUAGUGAAAGAAGCACAUGAACCUCUGGCUGUAGCUGAUGCUAAACUAGGAGGAGUCAUAAAGGAAAAACUGAAUCUCAGUUGUAUCCAUAGUCCUGUCGUUAAUGAACUUAUGAGAGGAAUCCGAUCACAAAUGGAUGGAUUAAUCCCUGGUGUAGAACCACGUGAAAUGUCAGCCAUGUGUCUUGGGUUGGCCCACAGCUUGUCUCGAUACAGAUUAAAGUUUAGUGCUGAUAAAGUGGAUACAAUGAUUGUUCAGGCAAUUUCCUUGUUAGAUGACUUGGAUAAAGAACUAAACAACUACAUUAUGCGAUGUAGAGAGUGGUAUGGCUGGCAUUUUCCAGAAUUAGGAAAAAUUAUUUCAGAUAAUUUGACAUACUGCAAGUGUUUACAGAAAGUUGGUGAUAGGAGGAACUAUGCUUCUGCCACACUAUCUGAAUUUCUGCCAGAAGAAGUUGAAGCUGAAGUGAAAGCAGCAGCAGAAAUAUCUAUGGGAACAGAGGUUUCUGAAGAAGAUAUUUGCAACAUUCUGCAUCUUUGUACCCAGGUGAUUGAAAUUUCGGAAUAUAGGACUCAGCUCUAUGAAUAUCUACAAAAUCGAAUGAUGGCCAUUGCACCCAAUGUUACAGUUAUGGUUGGAGAAUUAGUUGGAGCAAGGCUUAUUGCUCAUGCAGGUUCUCUUUUGAAUUUGGCUAAGCAUGCAGCUUCUACAGUUCAGAUUCUUGGAGCUGAAAAGGCACUCUUCAGAGCCCUUAAAUCUAGACGGGAUACCCCUAAAUAUGGUCUUAUUUAUCAUGCUUCACUUGUGGGCCAGUCAAGUCCCAAACACAAAGGGAAGAUUUCUCGAAUGCUAGCAGCCAAAACCGUUUUGGCUAUACGUUAUGAUGCAUUUGGUGAAGACUCCAGUUCUGCAAUGGGAGUUGAGAAUAGAGCUAAAUUAGAGGCCAGAUUGAGAACCUUGGAGGAUAGAGGGAUAAGAAAAAUAAGUGGAACAGGAAAAGCGUUAGCAAAAACAGAAAAGUAUGAACACAAAAGUGAAGUGAAGACAUAUGAUCCCUCUGGUGAUUCCACACUUCCAACCUGUUCUAAAAAACGCAAAAUAGAACAGGUAGACAAAGAGGGGGAAGUAACUGAAAAGAAAGCCAAGAAAGCCAAGAUUAAAGUAAAAGUUGAAGAGGAGGAGGAAGAAGAAGUAGUACUAGUAGAAGAAGAGACAUCUACCAAGAAGAAGAAGAAAAAGGAUAAAAAGAAACACAUUAAAGAAGAACCAGUUUCUGAGGAAGAGCCGUGUACCAGCACAGCAAUUCCUAGUCCAGAAAAAAAGAAGAAGAAGAAGAAGAAGAAAGACAUUGAGGACUAAUGGAAAAGGAAACAAUUUUGGCACCUGGAAACAUCAUGCUUAAGAUUCGGUUGGGAGUAUGCCAGAGAUGCUCUCUAAAAUCAUCAAGGAGAGGUUGAAUGAAACAGUGAUUAAUCAUCUCUAGCUUUUCACACUUGUGUCUUUAUGUCAACUCUUGUUAACCUUAUUAUGUCAACAUUUGUUAGAGUCUUUGAUAUAUAAAUAAAAAUAUUUUCUUUGUAUUUUAA